Molecule: messenger RNA, 2055 nt
Organism: Podospora anserina S mat+
Lineage: Eukaryota; Fungi; Ascomycota; Sordariomycetes; Sordariales; Podosporaceae
Exons: 4
Coding region: 1-2055 (684 amino acids)
Molecular function (GO): protein binding
Source: RefSeq, a predicted model, not a curated record
AUGACCGCCGAUGCUGAGGAGCUCUUGAUCCGGCCAUUCCGGGAUGUCGUUGCAGUCGGGACUGCCGCAGUGACCAAUGCCGCUUCUCUCGGUCCACACCGUGCUGACGAUGCCGAUCGCAUGUCAAGGGCCGCACAGGCCCUUGUUCGAGAGGGGGAACGAGCACUUAAGAAGCUGCAGCCAGUCUGGGACGACCAGGUACAAAAGCUGGGGGAUAUCUUCAAGAGAAUGAUUACACAACAAGCUUCUAUCGAGAAACGACGUUUGAUCCUGGAGGAGCUCCUCUGGGACUUUGACGAUGUCACCCAUCCGGAUGAGUUUGAUAUUGAGCGGUACUCAGCUCUUCAAACUGCUACCAAAGCCCUCGCCCUAGACAUUGUCGAAACUGCAAAAAGGCUGAAGCCCAUCAUGGAAACUGCACCAGAGAUACCAGAAGGGGGAUUCCCACCAUUACCACCGCUUCCUACCCACCGCUCCCGACCCUGCUCUACUUCUUCUUCUCGACCAAGGGCUCAUUCAAAACAGGAGGCAAACAGUAGCUGUGGUGGACGACACGGCGCCGAGCUAACACCACCGGACUCUCCCAACUGUGCCACCCCAAUAGCCCAGUUUCAGGAAUUCAACAUCGAUUCCUCUGUCAAACGCGCCAGUCUCACAUCUGACUCCUUUCCUAGUCCUAGCACUGUUCGAACAGCACCUUCUCUUCUUUCCAAGAGCAGCAGUCUGACAUCUUCAUCCGCCCUCUUAGCCACGCCCGAGUCCGCGUUCAACCAGCCCGAAGCAACACCGAACAAAGUGAACUUCCACGAAGCUGUCAUGACGCUCCUUCCACCACCAGCGUUGGGCACCGGUGAUGAGGACGACCUCGAAACCAGUUCUACGACCAGCAAGAGAAGACAAGGGAGCGUCCUGACUGAACACCGAAAGUCCAGCCGGGCUAACCCUCGUUCUGAAGAUUGCAAUAUCGGCUCUGACAGCACAUAUCACAAGCUAAAGGGACUUUGCAAAGGAGCAGUCAGAUUUCGGAAGGACGGCCAUUGGGGCAGCAUCAAGAUGACAACGGAAUAUGGCGGUGGCGGCGGUGGAGCGGGUGAUAUGAUGAGAGCGUCUGAUGCUAUCGUGCCACUACAAUACGAGGUGACCAAGGUGGCGGGAUGUGCUGAGUGCGGGUAUGCACACGAUCUGGAGGCGGUUGAGUUGGACAAGAGCCGGAAGCCUGAGGGAAUCAUCAUCUCUGAAUUCGGACCUCGAUAUCGAUUACGACUCCUCUUCAAAUCGCACCUCGGCAAGGGCGCCUCAGGUGGAAGCGCAGACGAUUACUAUGCUUGUCUCUGGUGUGUCAGCGCAGCUGUCACAGUCCGGGAAAGCGAUGCAACAGUCUUUCGGUCAGCGGAUGACCUCCUGCAGCAUCUCUCCCGACACCCACAACCAUUACCACAGAUACCUGGCGUGGCAGUUUGCUAUGGACCAAAUCCAGAACAAGCGGAGUUCGACCUUCACUUGCCCGACGGCUCCGUCCCAGUGCCCAUACCGGACAACGUCACCAGGUUAGCAACAGCGAUCGCAACCAAAGACCACUUCCGACGUCAUGGGCGGGGGAAGUUGGAGAAGCCUCCGAGGUACGAUGGAGAAAUGCUCGAGUUUAUGGAAGGGGCGAGGAUCAUGGGGGUGAUGUUUCCUGAGAAGUGGGAGGGGAAGUGGUGUCUAGGGAGACACGAUGGGAUGUUUGGGGCUUUCCCGUCCAAGGUUAUUGAGCUUCGAGCGCCACAAGAAAGUGAGGUUCCAGUGGGCGGGGAGAGCGGCAUGAAUGUCUCUACACGGUGGAAAUGGACACCUCCCAAGUCCGGGGGUGUGCCUUGGGUAGCGUUUGGGAAGGGGGAGGUGAUCACGAAUGUUCAAUGUCUCUAUGCGGAUUACUGGUGCUGGUAUGGGACAAAUAGUAAGGGGAAGACAGGGGUGUUUCCGCAGUCUCAUGUCGACUUGCAGACUCUGAAAGCGCAAGAGUCAGCUGCGCCAAGACGUCCAAGCAGAGGGUUGAGUUUGUUUGGGAGGUAG